AUGACAGCCUUUCUUUCCAAGUCCUACCCAAAGCCAGACCUGGGGACUCUUGCCUGUGCAAGGCUGGGCUUGGCAGCAUCACGGUUUUCAAGCUGUGCCUGUGAUGAGGACCUUGUCCUCCUUUCCCUGGGCACCAGGCCAGGUCCCUCCCUGAAGCAGCCCUUAGUGCCAGCACUGGACAAGGUUACAUCUUCGGAUACACAACUUCAGAUCCGCUCGGAUAUAGGCCAGAUUGAAAGGCGGGUCACGGUGGGACCCUCGCCCUUCACUCCAGGCUCCACCGCGCUCCUGGAGCUUCCGUUGGCCCCAGAGGUCCCGGCGGGGGGUUGCCCCGACCCGGGGGAGGAGCCCACUGAGCCUGGGCCUCUGAGCGGAGCUCCAGCUCCAGCUCUGCGGAGGAGACGCGGGCUCACCUCCCUACCUGCCGCCCCGGCCACCGCAAACCUGGCGGGUGGAGGGUGGGGAAACCUGGCCCUGGCGUCUGCCCACAGUACCGGCUUCGCUCACGGGUGGCUGACCUGUCCGUUGUAUCCACUCUCGGAGUUUAUGCCUUGGGUAGAAAAAUGCCCCUUUCCUAACGAUGAAGGAGAGUCCACAAAGAUCAGCCGGCUAGAUCAGCUCCUCCGCCUUACUCUUCCGAGGCCCCUGUCCUGGGGACGGACAAAUGGAGUCUGGGGACCUCUCCGUGGGCUGGAUCCAAUCUCCGAUGCUGCUGCAGCGCCAAAAUCUCGACACAUUCACAACACGAUGCUAGAGACGGGCAGUCACUUCAGGAAAGGGACAGAGAGGGCAGGAGGGGAUGGACGAAAGCAAAGACCCCUGACCGUGACUGCGGGAACUCUGCCAGGCCCUUAGAAACCGGCGGCGGGCCCCGCCCCUGCGACCGGGAGCCCCGCAAGCUGGGCCCGCCGCCAACCGCGUUUCCAGCCGCUACGGCGCCGACCCCUCCUCCGUUCUCCGCAACGGGGCGCACAGCUAGCCCACCCACCCUGGGGGGCGCAUGGAAACCGCGUGGUCUCUGGGCGGCUCGGAGGUCUCAUCUCGAUCGCGGUCCCUCCAGGAGCCGCCCCGGUCCAGAGAAGGAUAGGAUGUGGACUCCCCAAGGGAGGACUGCAGGAAGAUGGAACGGGAUUUCUUCACCUGCUCUUCAUCGCCUAAGUGGGCCUAGACUCUAACUGGCUGUCCCUUCCGUGUCAUCGCCACGGUCCCCAUGUGCACCCCGUUUGUCCUCCCCUCUUCCUGCCCUAUGUCGCCUCCCCCCACUCCACCUCCUUUCGUGACCACUGGCCGGGUUGACCCUGCGGGGCCCGCGCUCUUCACCCACAGGCCAGCCUGUCCUCCUCUCCCUGUGUGCAUCCCAACACCUCCCAGCUUGGCCUGGAGCAUGUAUUAGGUUGGUGCAAAAGUAAUUGCUGUUUUGCAAUUUUUUUAAUGGCAAAACCGCAAUUACUUUUGCACCACCUAUAAAUAGGGGGAAUGGGCAAGAAAAGCCUUAGAGAAGGGGCCAAGAGCCAACCACCUAGCUGGCCAGGAGUAUGGGUUUGCCAUAGGCAUGAGAUGUAUUGAAGCAGAAAAGGAAGAAAAAAGAUUAAGGAGACAAAUUGUUCGUGAUAAGGGGUUUCCUGAUAAACUCAGAAACAGCAACUACCAGUUACGGGGCACUUAAACUGACACUAUCUCAUUAAUCCUCACAACGGUCCUGUGCAGGUGGUGGUUUUUUUUUUUUACCAUCCUACAUGCCAGAGCUGCACUUGGUAUGUAACAAAGGCAGCAUUUAAACCCUGGCCUGCUCAUACCAGAGCGAGGGCAUCUAACUGCACCCACAAAGGACAAUGGAGGAAGACUGUGUCAUUGUAAUAUGAGCAAAUGGGGAAAAGACAAAACAAAUGCUUUUAUUAUGCCCAGGUUGUAAAUUUAUAAACAUGAAUGAAAUACAUAUACAAGAGGCUAA
This is a messenger RNA of Gorilla gorilla gorilla (western lowland gorilla), 1951 nucleotides long. RefSeq lists its product as uncharacterized. The transcript has 6 exons. Bases 1 to 855 code for a protein of 284 amino acids. The record is from RefSeq and is a predicted model, not a curated record. Lineage: Eukaryota; Metazoa; Chordata; Mammalia; Primates; Hominidae.